CUUUUUGCCCUCCUUCUCAAAGCGAACUUCUUGGCCUCAGUCGCAGUAAAACUAUCAUUUCCCGAACACAGUCGACAGAGAGAGGGAGAAAAGAGAGCAUAAUUUCCAAAACCCUUAGAAGCCGGCCGGCGAUCAGGAGACCGGAGGAAGCCGAUGGGGACUCUCGGAAAGGCCGUGUACACCGUGGGAUUCUGGAUUCGGGAGACCGGACAGGCUCUCGAUCGUCUCGGUUGCCGCCUCCAAGGCACCCACGCCUUCCAGGAACAGCUGUCUAGACACCGAACACUGAUGAACUUAUUCGAUAAGGUACCUGUGGUUGAUAAGGGUGCAUUUGUGGCCCCUAGUGCCUCUAUCAUUGGGGAUGUUCAAGUUGGGAGGGCAUCAUCCAUUUGGUAUGGAUGCGUCUUGAGAGGUGAUGUGAACAGCGUCAGCAUUGGGUCUGGAACUAAUAUACAAGAUAACUCUCUUGUGCAUGUUGCAAAGUCUAAUCUUGCUGGGAAAGUGCUUCCAACUAUCAUUGGAGACAAUGUCACUGUAGGUCAUAGUGCUGUUUUGCAUGGAUGUACUGUUGAGGAUGAGGCUUUUAUUGGUAUGGGUGCCACACUUCUCGAUGGUGUGGUUGUAGAGAAACAUGGAAUGGUUGCAGCUGGAGCCCUUGUAAGGCAGAAUACAAGGAUCCCUGCUGGAGAGGUAUGGGGAGGGAAUCCUGCAAAGUUUCUGCGAAAGCUGACUGAUGAGGAAAUGGCCUUCAUUGCAGAGUCAGCUGCCAAUUACUCCAAUCUUGCACAAGUCCAUGCAACUGAGAAUGCCAAGCCUUUCGACGAGAUUGAGUUCGAGAAGAUGCUUCGUAAGAAGUUUGCAAAUCGCGACGAGGAGUAUGACUCGAUGUUGGGCGUCGUCCGUGAAACUCCGCCAGAGCUCAUUCUUCCCGACAACGUCCUACCAGCAGCAUCCAAGGAAAAAUGAGGUAUUGCUUCUGAAGAAAGUUUUAAGUUCCGGGAUUUGCGGUCUAAGACUCAAAGAAGAUAUGUGUUGUUUUUAUGCACGUACAGAAAGGCAGGGAUUGAAAAUCUCUCCCAGAAUAAUAACAAGCAUGCUUAGGUAGUAGAAUCUCUCGUUUUCAGCUUUUGGGCUCAGCUAUUCUUGUGGUUUAUUCGGACUUAAAUUUUCAUCCUUGGGAGAAAAGGGAUGCCGCAAUGCAGUUUGUAAUUUUCAUGUCCUCUUUCUCUUCUUCGACAUCGUGUAUCCAAGACUGCGCAUUUUUCGAAUGAUUUAGGUGAUCUGUACUAAGAAUCAUGCCCUAACUUUCACUUCUAUAACGAGAAUUUGUUCGGGGAGGAACUGGGUUAAGGUGCUAGGUAACGUUCAUCAUUUUGCUUCAAUCAAUAGUUAAGUGAUUAGGGUUUGUAAAACCGUAUCAGAAAUUGGAUUAGUGAGAUUGAUAUCGUCUGGG
Molecule: messenger RNA, 1453 nt
Organism: Linum tenue
Lineage: Eukaryota; Viridiplantae; Streptophyta; Magnoliopsida; Malpighiales; Linaceae
Source: the annotation of a GenBank genome assembly